CGCCUUGAUUUUCACCUGAAAAACACACAGACACUGCAGCGUCGGCGGCGAUAUUUCAUUCCAGGCUAAUUCUUCUGCCGGACUCCGCCGUGGUGGUUAGCCUACUCAUGGGUUCAGACGAGCCGCUGGUUUUCCGUGAUUUGGAGAUCAAUGGAGGUGGCGCGACGGCGACGGCGACGGUGAGGUUUGGGUUGGUUAGGGAUUUGUGGGGGAAUUUACUGAAAGCGGUGUUUGGAACGAAGCUGGCGGUGCUUUUUCCGGCGAUCCCUUUGGCGGUGGCGGCGGAUUUUUACAACUUUGGAAGCGCAUGGACACUUGGUUUGAGCUUACUUGGAUUGGCUCACCUUGCAGAACGUGUCAGUUUUUUGACCGAGCAGAUUGCAUUCUUCACGGGGCCCACAGUUGGAGGGCUAGUGAAUGCAACAUGUGGGAAUGUAACAGAGUUGAUAUUAGCAAUGUUAGCAUUACACCAAAACAAAAUCCACAUCUUGAAAUUCUCCCUUUUGGGUUCCAUUCUUUCCAAUUUACUUCUAGUUCUUGGCACCUCUCUUCUCUUUGGAGGCUUAUCCAAUCUCAACAAGCAACAAACAUUCAACCCAAAAGUCGCGAACGUAAGCUCUUUAGUGUUGCUACUCGGAUUGCUAUGCCAAAUGCUGCCAUUGAUAUCAAGAUUUGCAUCACCAUCAGCUAAAUUAUGGACAGACAUGUCUGUUCUAGAGCUAUCAAGAACAUGCAGCAUCAUAAUGCUCAUAGCUUAUCUUGCUUAUGUGUUCUUCCAAUUGAAAACCCAUAACCAAUUUUUUGGUCUACCAGAGGAGGAAGAGGAUGAUGAAGAAAUGGCAAUAAUUGGGGUUUGGAGCUCGUUUGGUUGGCUGGUGGGUAUGACCAUUGUCAUAGCUGUUCUAUCACAGUAUGUUGUGGCUACAAUUGAGGAGGCAUCACAAUCAUGGGGCGUUUCGGUGAGCUUUAUGAGUAUAAUUGUGCUGCCGAUUAUGGGUAAUGCAGCUGAGCAUGCUGGGUCGGUUAUAUUUGCUGUGAAGAACAAAUUGGAUAUAACACUUGGGAUAGCAUUGGGAUCAGCAGCUCAAAUUUCAGUGUUUGUGGUGCCUUUGAGUGUAGCUGUUGGAUGGUGUUCGAGCAUCAAAAUGGAUCUUGAUUUCGGUCUCAUCGAAACUGCGUCUCUCGCCUUCGCCAUCGUCCUCACUCUAUUCACUCUACAAGACGGAAAUUCACAUUACAUCAAAGGAAUGGUACUUCUCUUCAGCUAUGUAGCAAUUUCUUUCUGCUUUUUCUGUUCAAACUAUUGAACUCAUAUGCACAGAUGUA
Messenger RNA from Cucurbita moschata (crookneck pumpkin), 1326 nucleotides. Its product is annotated as vacuolar cation/proton exchanger 3-like. The record is from RefSeq and is a predicted model, not a curated record. NCBI's taxonomy places the organism in Eukaryota, Viridiplantae, Streptophyta, Magnoliopsida, Cucurbitales, Cucurbitaceae. Gene Ontology annotation, biological process: intracellular calcium ion homeostasis; calcium ion transmembrane transport. The transcript has 10 exons. Bases 108 to 1307 code for a protein of 399 amino acids. Gene Ontology annotation, molecular function: calcium:proton antiporter activity. Gene Ontology annotation, cellular component: plant-type vacuole membrane.